Messenger RNA from Dreissena polymorpha, 2729 nucleotides. RefSeq lists its product as uncharacterized. The record is from RefSeq and is a predicted model, not a curated record. Lineage: Eukaryota; Metazoa; Mollusca; Bivalvia; Myida; Dreissenidae. The transcript is spliced from 3 exons. The coding region runs from base 1 to 2076 and encodes 691 amino acids.
AUGUUCCGAGUAGAUGCUAGGGUAAACGGUAUUGAGGUACAGGCUGUGGUGGAAACGGCGGCUGAGGUGACCUUGGUUUCGGACCAGGUAGUUGAUCAGUUGCAGGAAAAGGUUCCGAUGUUGGAACAGGUGUUCGAGUUGAUUGUAUUGCGAAAACAUGAAGCCACUAUUGAUGUAGUGGGGGCCGCCUUGGGUUUAAGUGGCCAGAUGGUCGCUUUGGCACAAGAAAGGGGUUUAGGAAAGGGAAAGUUUAUGCUUAGAGGUUCACUGUGGCGAGUUCUGGUGAAGGCGGUGAGCCAUUUCCGAUUUAUUCAGACAUCAUUUUCGGAUGAAAAGAAACUGCUUCCUAGCGUUACCUAUCCUGACAUUGUUAAUUAUCUACUGUUUUCACCCAGCCCAUACACCACUGAUGAUUUAAAGAGUUUAAAGGGUUUGGAUGCCUACAACCAGUCAAUGAGUGGCUGGGUUUCUAACGUUCGAGCCGUUGUCAUUGGGAGCAAACAUGUAAUCCGAUCAAAGGUUCUACAUUCCAUGAGGAUAAGAGACAAGCCAUUAAAUCCGUGGUCAAUUGUGGAACCAAAUGCAGUGAUCCAAGCCUCUCACUGUGACUGCAUGGCGGGUUUAGGGGAAGUGUGUACCCAUGUCGCAGCCAUGCUGUUUACAGUGAUGGAAAUAGUUAGAAUACGCGACUCAACAACAGUCACCCAGGAUCCCGCUUACUGGAAACUUCCGCCAUCUAUGAAACGUGUGGAAUACAAAGAAGUGCGUGAUAUUGACUUUACCAGUGCUAAGUCACUAAAGAGAAAGUUUGAUCGUAGUCUCGAAAUGGACUCUGAAUGUAAUGAAACACCGGCUAAAAAGUUUGAAAAACAGGUUCCGAAACCAACAGAUGAUGAAAUUAAGGACUAUUUGAAAAACUUGCACGCAACUGGUGCAAAAUCAGCUAUUCUCUCUGUGACUGAGGAAUAUUCGGAUGAAUUUGUUCCAACUAUAGAGAAACAGACAUUUCCAAAAGUACUGGGUGAACUAAGGAACCAGGAUGCCUUAUUAAUGAACUUUGGAGAUCUUUUAAAGAUAACAGACAAAGUAGAAAUCAGUGUAUCUUCCGAGCACGUGAAAAACGUUGAGGCAGCUACACGUGAACAGUCCGGUACUAAAUUAUGGCAUGACUUCCGUGCAGGUCGUGUUACUGCAUCCGUGUGUAAGCAAGUAUGUGCAACGGACCCUGGAAAUCCAUCACAAUCACUGAUAAUGAACAUAUGUUACCCGGCGUCAAAAAAGCUGGACACAGAUGCGACACGUUGGGGUAUUAAGAAUGAGAAAGUAGCAAAGGAACGUUUUCUUAGAGCAAUUUUAGCCGAAGGACUUCAUGAGAAUGUUGAAUUGCGAGACUGUGGCUUGUACUUGAGCGAAGAAAAACCACACCUGGCUGCAACACCAGACGCUAUCUUAAGUUGUAACUGUUGUGAAAAAAGUGUUGUCGAAGUAAAGUGUCCAUACAAUCAACGUAACUCCAUGUUAGACGGUCAAUUGAAAGACUUUUAUCUGAAACCUGACGAAACUGGAAAAUUAUUGUUGGAUAAAAAGCACCCUUAUUAUUAUCAAGUGCAGACACAACUUGGUGUGACUAAACUGAAAUCAGCAUAUUUCAUCGUCAUGACUGAAGUGGACAUCCAUAUGGAACAGAUCAUGUUUGAUGAACAGCUUUGGGAGGAAAUUUGCGUGCGCACUGAAAAGAUUUUCAAAGUAGCAAUCUUGCCAGAACUUGUCGGCAAAUUCUAUUCAAGGUUACCGGGCUGUGGACUUCCAAAACCAGACUCAAUUCUUACAGACGCACAGAAAUCUUCAACUGACAUGAACAAUACUUCUGGAGAUGAAGAAGAAAAAUGGUGCUAUUGUGAUCAAGUGGAAUCAGGGGAAAUGAUCGCGUGUGACAAUGAAAACUGCAAAAUAGUCUGGUUUCAUUUUGCAUGUUUGAAAAUGGAUAAACCUCCAAAAAGCAUAAAGUGGUACUGUCCAGACUGUAGAAAACUCCCUGAGUUCAAGAGGUCCCGUGCUCGAGUUGCAAAAAAGUAAACAAACAUGAAAAAUGGAUAUUAUAACAAUAAGUGAUAAAUGAAAGUCUAUUGGAUCUUUACCAUUUAAUUUGCACUAUUAUUUAUUCAGUUGAUCAAUAUACAAAACAUAACAUGUGUUACAACUUGCAUGAUUUGUUUAUGUGCAUAUGACAUAAUCUGCUUAACAAAAUAUAUGUUAUAAAAUGUGUAGAUUGCAUAUUUAAAGCUCUAUGCAAUUCAGUGUUUUACUAUUAAAGUUUAACAACAUCUUAGUACUACUUAUUCAGUAGAUUUAUAUGAUAGAAAAUGUGUUAAAUUCAAUUGUACAUAUAGACACAUUAAGUACCCAAUAUGUAUGUUCUAAAAUGUGUAGAUUGCAUAUUGCAUGAUCUAUGCCGUAAAGUUUUUAACUUUUAAGUCUUAAUAUUUUUGAAAGGUUACACAAAUUCAAGGUUUCGUAUUGCUUACAAAGUAAUGAAAGUAAUCAUACAAAAUCAAAUAAGUUAAUUUGUCAAUAUUUAUUAUUUCUAUUGUGCAUCAAUUGCUCAUUUUUUACAGACUGAUUUUAAUUUAGCAUGUUAAGGAAAGAAAACAUCAUUUACACAAGUGGUAAUUUCCUUUGAAAGUUUUCACUUCUCUUUUUAUCUGGAAUUUUGUUUAUGAUUGGUGAAU